This is a messenger RNA of Striga asiatica, 1192 nucleotides long. Lineage: Eukaryota; Viridiplantae; Streptophyta; Magnoliopsida; Lamiales; Orobanchaceae. The record is from the annotation of a GenBank genome assembly.
GGCCCAAUGGGCUGAUAAUAAAGUAAGCCGCCAUGGAAACCCAAAGGCAAACAAUAUCUCCCAAAACCUCCGAACGCUACGCUUCAAAGGAGAACCGAUCGUCAUCGAAAACAAAGGCGGGGAAGAAGAAAGGAUGGUUGAAGAAACUGAGAUAUCAGCCACCGCUAUGAAAGAGGAAGCAGAGGAGUUAACAUCAAUGACCAAGAACCACCGCAACCCCACCGGGGAUGAGUCAGACGCGGAGGAAGGGGAGAUCGUCGGCGGCGAUCCAGAAGAUCCGUCGAAGGCCGCGGUGGCGGCGCCCAUUCCGAAGCACCCCUUGGAGCAUUCGUGGACGUUCUGGUUCGACAAUCCGUCAGCUAAAUCUAAGCAGGCAACGUGGGGAAGCGCAAUCCGAGCUAUCUAUACCUUCUCCACUGUUGAAGACUUCUGGGGUGUUUACAACAAUAUACACCACCCCAGCAAGCUGGGAGUUGGAGCAGAUUUUCACUGUUUCAAGAAUAAAAUAGAACCAAAAUGGGAAGAUCCUGUCUGUGCCAAUGGAGGUAAGUGGACCGUGACUUUGCCGAAGGGUAAAUCUGACACUUGUUGGCUCUAUACGUUACUGGCAAUGAUUGGAGAACAAUUUGAUCAUGGUGAUGAAAUUUGCGGGGCAGUUGUCAAUGUGCGAUCAAGGCAAGAGAAAAUUUCUAUUUGGACAAAGAAUGCUGCAAAUGAAGCUGCGCAGCUAAGCAUUGGAAAACAAUGGAAGGAGUUUCUGGAUUAUAACGAAACAAUCGGUUUCAUAUUCCAUGAUGAUGCUAAGAAGGACAGGAAUGCCAAGAACCGUUAUACUGUGUAGGUCCAGGUGCUCAGGUGUGUCCCGGUUGAAAUGUCAUGGACCCACUUUUUCCUUUAGAUAGUAACUGAUGAAAUUUAGUACCACCGAACCAGAUGUUUAAUUCUCUUUUUAUCUAGUCUUUUGAAGAUCUGUGUUUAAUUGUAUGGAACUAAACAUGAUGGAGUCUAGUUGGCGUCGUUAUAAAUUUGAAGCAUUGUUUUGCCCUUGUAAAACCCAACUGCCUCUAUCUUUACUUUGACUGCGUUUGUUUAAUGGUGUUUUGGCUUUAAAAGAGCUUUUUAAGCUAUUUAGUAUAUAUCUGUUUGACCAUACACAAUCAGCUAAAAACAACGUUUGGUAAAGAGCUUUGUA